AACAGUCCGAUACUAUGAACUAUAAAAAAAUCUUUCUCAAAUGUGCCUAAACAUGACAGAGCUUAGUUAUGACCUUGCUAGUUCGUUAUGGGUUAUACCCAUAAGAUUUAUUUGGCCAAGAGUUUUAUAAAUUUAUGUUUUUUUUUAAUCUUUCGCACAAAAAUAUACAUUGCUUCAAUUUGAUCAUUUUUGGCCAGGAGUUUUGGUAAUUUCUGUUUUUUUCGGCUCUCCCCUAUCUUUUGACGCCUGUCAUAUAUACGAUCGAUUUUGAUUUUUCAGAUACUCCAGAGUCCCACUUGGACAUAGAGUUUGUUUUGGCAGGAACUCUAUUUUGUUAUCUCUAUCUGAGUCUCUGACUCACUUAGCCUUAUGCGCAAACUUUGUAUGGUUCUCCAAUAAACACAUCAAAUUGCAGUAUAAAAACCAAAAACCUGUGGUAUGCCACCAGAGAUAAAAUUACAGUUGACAUAAGCCAACUGAUGUAGUUUAACUAUGGCAGAACUCUUAGCUCCUACCCAUUUCUGUUUAUGGAGAAGAACUGCUGUGAUUCAUGCAGGGUCUCAAUCUUCUUAUAGGGAAGAUGAAAUUCUAGUAGCAGAAAACAUUUUUGUGUGUUGAGAAAAAGGAAAGUGGAGGCCCAUAGUGUCUCUAAACCCUAAAGUUGAUAGGAGAAUAUGGGAUGAAAUAUGGAUAGCUUCUCAUUCAAUUCAGGGUCAGCUUGAAGGAGUGCCUUGGAAAUUCAGCAUUCACCAUUACAAAUAUUGGUUUUCUAGUUGUCUAAACACUGCAGUGAUCUAUGUCCAAGCCAAUAGCCAUUAUCAACAAUGGAGACAGCCAGAACAAUAUACUCGCUUAUCUUCAAGGCGGCAUCGGGAUGGAUUUCAAGAACUUCAAGGACCGCAAGUCUAACACAUCCCGAAGAACUAAGUCAGAGGGCAGGUGAAGAUUCAACACUAGAAGUGGUGACUUCUCCAGCUUUGUCAAGAUCAGGAAAUCCGUCAGAAGAAUGUUUUGCUUGUACUCAGGCACAGACUCCAGCCUUUCAUUCCAUCACUUGUGAUGAGGACAACGAUCUUCUGUGGGAAGCCAAUGCUGGGUCAUCUAUUUUUCCAACACAGUGCCAACAGCAUAUGCUCAGACAAUCCAAGAAGAAAAGCAGUUGGAUAUUUGGAAGUGUACUGGACCCAAGAAGCAAAGAGAUACAGAGAUGGAAUAGAACAAUUCUUCUUGUAUCUGCCAUUGGCUUGGCCAUUGAUCCACUGUUUUUCUAUGUGUUGUCUAUCAGCAAGGACUUGAUGUGUCUCUACAUAGAUGGAAAGUUUGCUGUAAUGGUGGCUGUUCUUCGUUCUACCAGUGAUGCCAUGCACUUGUAUCAUAUUUGGUUGCAGCUCAAGCUUGCUUAUGUCUCAAAGGAAUCCCUUGUAGUGGGCUGUGGAAAAUUAGUCUGGGAUGCUCGGUCAAUUGCCUUACAUUAUCUGAAAUCCCUCAGAGGCUUCUGGUUUGAUAUCCUUGUCAUCUUGCCAGUCCCACAGAUGGUGUUCUGGCUGGUUAUACCGGACCUCAUUAAAAGAGGACAAAUUACUCCGAUCAUGACUGUGCUGCUCCUAAUAUUCUUAUUCCAAUAUCUGCCUAAGGUUUACCAUUCAGUAUGUCUUAUGAGAAGAAUGCAGCGAGUAACAGGCUAUGUUUUCGGUACGGUGUGGUGGGGUUUUGGCCUGAAUUUGAUAGCAUAUUUUAUUGCAUCUCAUGUCGCUGGAGGUUGUUGGUAUGUAUUGGCAAUCCAAAGAGUGGCAACUUGUCUGAAAAUACGAUGUGAAAAAAGUGGUGCUUGUGAAUUGCUUAUGCUGGGAUGCUCAAAGCCUAUUGCAUAUAGCCUUCCGUUGCCUAUUACAGGUGAAAUAAACCCCAACUGGAGCAAAGAUGAAACUCUAGAUGCUGUCUGUUUUAGCCAAGAUGGUCCUGUAUUCCACUAUGGCAUUUACAAGUGGGCACUACCCCUAGUAACAAGCUCAAGCUGGUCUGAAAAAAUAUUGUACCCAAUUUUCUGGGGCCUUAUGACUUUAAGUACAUUUGGCAAUGAUUUGGAACCAACAUGCCAUUGGUUGGAGGUGGUAUUCAGCAUCGUUAUAGUUCUUAGUGGUCUACUUCUAUUCACACUGCUGAUAGGAAACAUUCAGGUUUUUCUUCAUGCAGUUAUGCAGAAGAAAAGACUGAUGCAGCUGAAGAUAAGAGACUUAGAAUGGUGGAUGAGGAGAAGACAACUUCCUACUAGACUGAGACACAGAGUAAGGCAUUAUGAGCGACAGCGGUGGGCUGCAACCAGAGGAGUGGAUGAAACAGAGAUGAUUAGCGAUCUGCCUGAAGGUCUGAGAAGAGAUAUAAAGCGCCACCUUUGUAUUGAUCUUAUCAGACAGGUACCAUUAUUCGAUAACAUGGAUGAUCUAAUACUGGACAAUAUCUGUGACAGAGUAAAACCCUUGCUGUUUACAAAGGGAGAAAAGAUUCUGAGAGAAGGAGAUCCCGUGCAAAGAAUGCUAUAUAUAGUGAGAGGGCAUUUGCAGAGUAGCCAACGGCUAAGCAAAGGCCUGGUAAGCACAUGCAUGCUUGGCCCUGGAAAUUUCUGUGGAGAUGAGCUACUAUCAUGGUGUCUCAGAAAACCCUUUUUGGAAAGAUUACCCCCAUCUUCUGCAACAUUCACAAGCCUUGAAGCCACAGAGGCAUUUGGGCUUGAUGCUCAAGACCUCAAGUAUGUUACAGAGCACUUCAGGUACAAGUUUGCAAAUGAGAGACUGAAAAGGACUGCACGUUAUUACUCUUCUAGUUGGAGAACUUGGGCUGCCGUCACAAUUCAACUUUCAUGGAGAAAGCAUAAGGCAAGGGCAGAACUCUCUGCAGAGAACAAUAUUGUACCAGCCUUUGUGUCACUGAUCAUCACCAAUCCAGUGAACAGAUCACUCUCAGACCAAGACCGCCUUCGUCUCUAUGCUGCAAUGUUCAUGUCCCCCAAACCCAAUGACCAUCUUGAGUGAUCUCAGCAUCAUGUGAUGGUAUCUACAAGUUUUCAUAGAGAUUCAAAUCGAAACAACACUGAUAUUUUUCACAUCUUGAUUCUUGAUGUAUGGAUGCAAGAUGUAAUCAAUCCAUAUGAUUCCAAGGAAUGGGUAUUUUUAGAAUUACCAUGUUGUUUUUGAUCUGUUAAAAAAGGAGGAAAAAUAAAUCAUCUCUACUAAUGGAA
This is a messenger RNA of Cryptomeria japonica (Japanese cedar), 3235 nucleotides long. Its product is annotated as cyclic nucleotide-gated ion channel 2. The record is from RefSeq and is a predicted model, not a curated record. Gene Ontology annotation, molecular function: protein binding. The transcript is spliced from 9 exons. NCBI's taxonomy places the organism in Eukaryota, Viridiplantae, Streptophyta, Pinopsida, Cupressales, Cupressaceae. Bases 825 to 3029 code for a protein of 734 amino acids.